Molecule: messenger RNA, 5933 nt
Organism: Mauremys mutica (yellowpond turtle)
Lineage: Eukaryota; Metazoa; Chordata; Testudines; Geoemydidae
Gene: ARHGAP33
Product: Rho GTPase activating protein 33
Exons: 22
Coding region: 258-4382 (1374 amino acids)
Biological process (GO): small GTPase-mediated signal transduction
Cellular component (GO): nucleoplasm; Golgi apparatus; actin cytoskeleton
Molecular function (GO): GTPase activator activity; phosphatidylinositol binding; protein binding
Source: RefSeq, a predicted model, not a curated record
GGCUAGGCGCUGCCCUUGCGCCCGCCGUCCCUGUGUCUGUCCGUCCGUCUCCCCCGCCCCUCCCCGCUCUCCCCAGCUCCCCACCCUCACGCCCCAUUGUGCCUCUCUCUCCCCAUGGCCAUUGGGAGCUGACCGCCCCCACCCACGCUCCCUCCCGGGGGGGGGCUGCGGAUGGGGGUCCUGCCCCCCUAGAUGCCGCCCCCCUCCGCAUGGCUCUGGCCCCCACCUCCGGCUUCUCCUAGCGGACCGGAGACACAAUGGUGGCCCGCAGCACGGACAGUCUGGACAGGGCGGGGGAUGGGCCGCUCCGCCCUCUGGGGAACACAGCCGCCAGUGUCAAGGGGAAAGGCCCCAAGAGGCUGUCCAUCACCCGAGCCCAUUUCCCCAAGCUGGCUGAAUGCGCCCAUUUCCACUACGAGGCCGUGGACUUUGGACACAUCCAGCUCCUGCUGGCCUCCGAGCAAGGGGAGGGGCUGCCCGCUACCCUGGGGGACAGGGAGCUGCUCUUCAUCGUCCAGGUCACCUGCAAGGGGAAGACAUGGCCUGUUCACCGCAGCUACGAGGAGUUCUGCAGCUUGGACGGGCACCUGCACUGCUGCAUCUUCGACCGCCGCUUCUCCCAGCUGCCGGAGCUGCCACCGCCCUGCCAGGCUCGGGGGCAGGCUGAGAUGCUGGCCCCGGUCCUGCGGCAGUACCUGGAGAAGCUCUCGGCCAUUGUGGACAGCAACAUUAACUGUGGGCCUGUCCUCACCUGGAUGGAGAUCGAUAAUCAUGGCAACCGGCUGCUGGUGAACGAGGAGGCCUCGAUCAACGUCCCGGCCAUUGCGGCCGCCCACGUCAUCAAGCGCUAUGCGGCCCAGGCCCCUGACGAGCUGUCCUUUGAGGUUGGGGACAUUGUGUCGGUAAUCGACAUGCCCCCCAAGGAGGAGGUCAGCUGGUGGCGGGGAAAGCACGGCUUCCAGGUCGGUUUCUUCCCCAGCGAGUGUGUUGAGCUCUUCCCGGACCGUCUGGCGCCAGAGCUCAAAGCAGAUACAGAUGGGACGGGCGCCAGCAUCCCUGGGGUCCUCACGCCUCAGGGGCCCCUCUCCCCCACGUUGGUGUGUAAGAAGCACGGGAAGCUCCUUGGUUUUCUUCGCACCUUCAUGAAGUCACGGCCCAGCAAGCAGCGACUGAAGCAGCGCGGGAUCCUGCGUGAGCGUGUCUUCGGCUGCGACCUGGGGGAGCAUCUCCUGAACUCGGGGCACGACGUUCCCCAGGUCCUGCGCUGCUGCUCAGAGUUCAUCGAGAAGCACGGCAUGGUGGAUGGGAUCUAUCGCCUCUCAGGCGUCGCCUCCAACAUCCAGAAGCUGCGGCACGAGUUUGACAGCGAGCGGGUGCCAGAGCUGGGCCGGGCGACCUACCUGCAGGACAUCCACUGCGUGAGCUCCCUGUGCAAGCUCUACUUCCGCGAGCUGCCCAACCCGUUGCUCACCUACCAGCUUUACCACAAGUUCGCGGAAGCUGUGGCAGUGCCCGGCGAGGAGGAGCGCCUGGUGCGGGUGCAUGAUGUCAUCCAGCAGCUGCCACCGCCCCACUACAGGACCCUGGAGUUCCUGCUGCGGCACCUGGCCCGGGUGGCCACACACAGCCCAGAAACCAGCAUGCACAUCAGGAACCUGGCCAUCGUAUGGGCCCCCAACCUGCUCCGGUCGCUGGAGCUGGAGGCCGUGGGGCUGAGCGGGGCAGAGGCCUUCCACGAGGUGCGGGUCCAGUCCGUGGUGGUUGAGUUCCUGCUCAGCCAUGUCCAGGUGCUGUUCAGCGACAAGUUCACCUCCAUCGGCAAGGACAGCGCAGGGCGCUCCUGCCUCCCACGCCCCAAGUCCCUGCUGGGCAGCUGCCCCUCAACCCGCCUGCUCUCGCUGGAGGAGGCCCAGGCCCGGACGCAGGCCCAGGCCCAGGCCCAAGCCCAAGCCCAAGCCCAAGCCCAGCACACGGCCCCUGGCCAGGCCAAGAGACCUGAGGCCGAGACCGGACGGGGGCCCCCGGGGAGGCUGCCCCUCGCGCUGGACUCUCCCCAUGACAGGCGCCAGGCGCGGGGCGGGAGCUGGAAAACCUUCUUUGCCUUGGGCAGGGCACCUGCCAUCAGCCACAAGAGAGUGCAGCUUCCGGGCGGGCAGACGGGGCUCCGGGCCGACACUGUCACACUGCGAUCCGCCAAGAGUGAGGAGUCACUCACGUCCCAGUCCAGCACUGCGGGCCUGCACAAACUGAACCGCCUGCGGCGCCCACGCUCCAGCAGCGACGCCUUCCCAGCCCUGCCUGGAGCCAUCCCCGGGUCCCCGCAAGCCCCCCUCAAGCCCUGUCGCUCCUGCGAGUCGCUGAGCUCCUCGGCCUCUGGCGGCUGCAGCGAGAACCUGGCACCCCAUCACCGCGCCUCCCUCUGGCUGGACGAUGAGGGCGAGCUGGACUCGGAACCAGAGCUCAGCCCCCCUGGCUUCCUGGACUUGGACCUGCUCCCCUUCCGGCGCAGCCCCCCCUGGCACCCCUCGCUCUCUGAGGCCUCUGACUCUGCCUCCAGCCCUGCCCGCCUUCCCUUCGCCUGCAAGGUGGCCCGGGCGCUGUCACCCCGCGGCCCGGAGCCCCUCACAGCUGCCCUGGAGAUCUCGGAGCCCGUGGCCAUCUCGCUGCCCGCCAAGGUGCUGGAGAUGCUGGGGGGGGGCGAGGCUGGGGGUGUGUUGAGGCCCGGACAGCACCGGGGGACGCGCAGCCCCCCCCACAUGAUCUCCCGGCUCCUGCAGGCUGGCGACGGGAUGCUGACUGACAGCUGCCAGCGUGAGGUGCAGCGCAAACUGACCCGAGCCGAGAGCGGAAGCCUGGCCCAGAGUCCUGAGUCGGAGGCUUCCCCCCCACUGCCCGGGGCGCUGUGCCUGUUUCGGCACGUUCCGCCCCCGCCGCCCCCAAAGAACCCAGCUCGGCUGAUGGCACUGGCACUGGCGGAGAGCGCACACCGGGCCGCCCGGCAGCAGCAGGGGGUGCCACACAGGGAGCAGCGGGCCCAGUUCCGGCGCUCCCUGUCCCUGGAAGGUGGCGGGGAGGGGGCAGCGAUGGGACCGGGCACCCUGUACUCUGUGGUGCGCCCUGGCCCUGCUGCCCAGCUCCCUGGCCCCUCUCUGCAGCGCCAGCAGAGUGAGGGGGAACCCCGGAGCCAGCGUCAGGAGCGGGCAGGGGGCCCCCAGGUCACAUUGGCCAAGGCCUCUGCCCCGGGUGGGGAGGGGGGCAGGGCCAGCUUGGCAGCCCCUCCCCAUUACAGCAAAGUCCCCCCCAGCACCCACCACUGGGGCCCCGAACCCCACCCGCCCUGCCAGACCCAGCCACUGCCCUUCCCCCGAGCGCUGGACCCUGCCCCCCGACACCCGCAGGCCCCACCCAAGCCCCAGGCCCCCCUGCACUUCCACCCCCCACCUGCAGCCUGUCUCAACGCCAUCCCCCUGGGGCUGGGCCCCCCCUGCGCUGCCACUCCAGAGCCACAGCUGCACCAGCGCCACCACUUCCUAGCUCCCCGCCCCCCCGGCGCUGCCACCCCUCCCCGGCGCCCGCUGCUGGAGCCCGCAGCCGAGAACCUGUACUACGAGAUCGUCCCAGAGCCGCCCGUGUACCGGCCCUGGCCCCUGGGCCCCCCGCACCCUCCGGCACCCCCCGAGUACCUGGCCGCCCUCAACGCCUCCUACGGUGUCUUCCAGCAGCCCAGGCCCAGCCCCUCAGUCCCAACACCCCCCCUCUGGGCCAUCUUCGAGGAUGGGCGCGUCCGCUACGAGCCACCGGAGCCCGUCUACGUCAAUGUCCCCUUUGCUGGUCCUGCGGUAGGGCCAGAGGCCGGGGGGCACCGCCGCGGCAGGGCCAGCCCCUCGUCCUCCACCUCGUCCUCCCCUCCACUGGAGGGCGGGCACCUGCGCAGCCGCUCUGACCCUGGCGCUGCCCGCACCGCCCUGCGCCGCCCCCCAGUGCCAGCCCUGCCGCAGAAACAGAGGCAGGGCCUGCGGGCAGCACCAGGCUGGGCCUACAGACCGCCAGCGGUGCCGGGACUUUACCGCCAGCUACUAGAUGUGCUGCCCUGUGGGAGCACCAUGCUGCGGUUCUACCGCCCAGCACCACCUGGCUGGGAGCCGGCCGCCGCCUGCACCCCCCGCUUCACCACCUACGCUGAGCCCUCGCCCCGGCCUCCUGCCCUCCUCAGCCCUGGCCUGGUGGACGGUUACCGGCUGGGGCCCUACUCCCCCUACGCUGAGCACCUGCCCCCCCAGUAUGGCAAUGUGGAGAGGAAGGAGGGGCCUCCCCCACCGCCCGCAUGCCUGGCUCCCAACUGGACAGUGCGCUCUGAGGGGCAGACUCGGAGCUACUGCUGAGGGGGGGCCCGGGCUGGACCACGAGGGACCCUGGCUGGGGGGCUGGAGGACCUGUGUUGAGCUCCCCAAGUGCUGACACCCCCUCCCCCCCAGGUGCAGGAUCUGAGCAUUGACUGGGGACCAUUGCUGAGACAGUCGGGCUGUGACAUCACGGGAGGCCCCAAUGAUGUCACCCAAAGUCUGUAUGACAUGCCUGAGCUGCUGCAGGGCUGGAGUGAUAUCACACUGGGAUCAUCAAUGGCAGGAGGAUGGGCACUGUGACAUCACAAUGAGGCCACCAAUGGCAACAGGACUGGUACAGUGACAUCGCUACAGGGCCAUCAAUGGUGGGAUGAACACCUGAUGUGACGGCAGCCCAACUGCAUUGCUGCUCCCCAAUGAUGUAACAGCUGCUCUCCAAUGACCUCAGGGCCCCUCAGUGACAUCACCACAUCCCAUACGACACCACUGGGCUACAGUUUCCAUCACAACCAGUAUGCAUCAUUGCCCACCUUGGCUAGGCCCUCACCUACUAAUAGCAACCGCCUCAGUGUGACAUAGGGAGGGGGCACUGGUGACAUCAGCAGAACCAUGAAUGACAUCACUACCCUGACUGCCCCCUGGGGCCAGUGUGGGGCAUAAAACUCUUGGGGUCUUACCCUGCUGCCAGCCCUGGUAAUAGGGGGACCCUCCCUGACCCCCUGUGGGCGGGAUGGGGGGGGCUGUUCUAUAAAGUUUUUAAAGCUGAGCAAGAUUUCUAACGUUUUAACCCUUCAUUAACCCAAUUAAAACACCCCCACCCUGAGAUGGGACCCCGGGGGCGGUACCAAGGGGAGGGGAGGGAGGCUAAAGGAAAAAAAUCUCUCCCCAGCCUGCCUGUCUGACCUCCCUGGUCAGCAUGACCCAUGGGCUGGGGUGGGGGGUGUACGUCUCUGGCUAGAUUAGGGGUGUGCCUGCUGCCCCCUGCUGGAGGAGCUGAGCCCUGCUUGGGGGGUGUGAUGGUUGGUGCUUGGUUGUGUUGUGUGGCUGUGGCUGUAGUUGUCUGGUUGUGGCAGUACCGCAGUGUAUGUGUGGGGGUAUGUUAUGGGGUAGCUGAAGGUGUCGGGGGGCACUCCCUGUUGAUCCUCCCAGUGGCUGAGAGCGGUGAUUGCUGGGGGUGGGUGGCAGCUGUCUGAUUUUAUUGCACUAACUCCCAUUGUGACUUUGGGGGGGGGGUCCCCUGGGAGUUAUGACCUUUGACCCCCCCAUACCCUGUACCCCCCACCCACAUGAUAAAGGGGCAGUGCUGUGACCAGCUGGGCGCAGUGUGGGUGGGUUUGCCCUGGGAGUGCUGACCUCUCCCAAUACCCUAAUCCUAUAACCCACCGCCCAGCCAAAAUCCCACAGAUUGGGGGAGGGGCUAAUCCUGGUUCACCUAAUUCAGCCCCAUCCCCACUGGGGUGCUGCUGUGACUGUUCCCCUGGUGAGUGUAUUUGUUGAAGAUCCUGCCCUCCCCCGAUUCUGUACUAAAUGGUUUAAACCAACCCCAUUAACUAAUAAAGACAAAAAAAACAAAAACCCAAGCUGCCUAUG